This is a messenger RNA of Clupea harengus (Atlantic herring), 429 nucleotides long. RefSeq names its product putative nuclease HARBI1. Lineage: Eukaryota; Metazoa; Chordata; Actinopteri; Clupeiformes; Clupeidae. The record is from RefSeq and is a predicted model, not a curated record. The transcript has 3 exons. The coding region runs from base 19 to 429 and encodes 136 amino acids.
UCGGUAGUGGAGCGCAGCAUGGACAUGUUGAAGGGCAGGUGGCGAUGUUUGGAUGCAUCGGGAGGGAGACUGCUAUACGACCCCGAAAAGGUUUACCAGAUCAGCCUAGCCUGUUGUGUGCUACACAACAUCUGUCUAAGCCAUGGCAUAGAGCUAAGAGAAGACGAAAUGCGCUGGCUGGAAUACGCACAUCACUGCACUGAGAAGACGGGACCUGAUUCACCAACUAUACCAACAGGACGGCCUCGGAUAAUACCCUACCAUGAUGGGGUGGAAGAGGAAGCUGGUGAAGGCCGGCGACACCCUGAUGCAGGACGGGCCGAAGAGGAAACUGGUGAUGGCCGGCGAGGCCCGAUGCUGGUGCAGCAGGUGCAUGCUGCCGCAGAUACGUCUUCUGGUGCUGCUCGUGCCGCAGUCGGGGCGUUUUGA